Maylandia zebra (zebra mbuna) is the source of this 2044-nucleotide messenger RNA. RefSeq names its product gonadotropin-releasing hormone II receptor. Gene Ontology annotation, cellular component: plasma membrane. The record is from RefSeq and is a predicted model, not a curated record. NCBI's taxonomy places the organism in Eukaryota, Metazoa, Chordata, Actinopteri, Cichliformes, Cichlidae. Gene Ontology annotation, biological process: G protein-coupled receptor signaling pathway; cellular response to hormone stimulus. Gene Ontology annotation, molecular function: peptide binding; G protein-coupled receptor activity; protein-hormone receptor activity.
GACAAACGCACAUUAACGCACUAACACACGAAGCUCUUUCAGUCCCGCGGUGAUUUUUAAACCCUCGGAGAAACACGGCAUCACUCCAUUGUUGACCUUCAUGGUGGAUGAGCACAAUGUUCCUUCCCCUGAGCUUCAGAAAAUGAACGCCUCUCUGUGUGACCCUGCAGCCGUUAUGUAUCGACUGGUGGCAGACCACCAACUUGAUACCAGCUGCAACUGCUCCUCUGCCCUUUCAAACUGGACAGCGAGGGGCGUGGCCCCUCAGCUGCCCACAUUCAGUACAGCGGCGAAAGCGAGAGUGAUCAUCACCUUCAUCCUCUGUGGCAUAUCUGCCUUUUGUAACCUGGCAGUGCUGUGGGCGGCUCGCAUAGAUGGGAAACGAAAAUCCCACGUGAGGGUGCUGAUUGUCAACCUGACGAUGGCGGAUCUGCUCGUGACCUUCAUCGUGAUGCCCGUAGAUGCGGUGUGGAACAUCACAGUUCAGUGGCUUGCCGGAGACUUUGCCUGCAGGCUGCUGAUGUUUCUUAAGUUGCAGGCGAUGUACUCCUGCGCCUUUGUCACAGUUGUAAUCAGUCUGGAUAGGCAGUCAGCCAUCCUCAACCCUCUGGCCAUCAAUAAGGCCAGAAAGAGGAACAGAAUCAUGCUCACGGUGGCUUGGGUUAUGAGCGUUGUGCUGUCUGUCCCUCAGAUGUUCCUUUUUCACAAUGUGACCAUCAUCCAUCCCGAGGACUUUACUCAGUGCACAACACGGGGGAGCUUUGUCACCCACUGGCAUGAAACAGCCUACAACAUGUUCACGUUUUGCUGCCUGUUCCUGCUGCCGCUGGUCAUCAUGAUUACCUGUUACACCAGGAUCUUCUGUGAGAUCUCCAGACGACUGAAAAAAGACAACUUACCUUCCAGUGAAAUGCACCUGCGGUGUUCAAAGAAUAACAUCCCGAGAGCCCGGAUGAGAACUCUGAAAAUGAGUAUUGUGAUUGUUCUGUCUUUCAUCAUCUGCUGGACUCCAUACUACCUGCUGGGCCUGUGGUACUGGUUCUUCCCUGAUGACCUGGAGGGGAAGGUUUCCCACUCCUUAACUCACAUCCUGUUCAUCUUUGGGCUUGUCAACGCCUGCCUGGACCCACUCAUCUACGGCCUAUUCACCAUCCACUUCAGAAAGGGGCUCCGAAGGUUUUAUACCGGCACCACCACAUCGGCUGAUCUGGAAAACAACACGGUUAUAACUGGGUCUUUUAGUUGUGCUGCCAACUCUUUGUCACUGAAACGGGAGGUGAGCCCUGCCAGCCCUGAGAGGCUUCUGCUGUGCAAAGCAGAGUGGACCCCACCGAGGAGCAGCUUUCUAACAGCUGACAACGACACAGACAGAAAAACUCACCAGUCCAGUGCUGAGAGCAUGUUAUGAGAAGAAUAUAGUAUUGGUUUUACUGUUUUAUUUCCUCAUAUUUAUUCAGUGUAAUGCUCUCAUAUGUAGGGUACUCUCAUUCUCUUACACUCUUAAUUAGAUACACCCGUUUAACUGCUCAAAAACACAAAUAUUUAAUCAGCCAAUCACAUUGCAGCAUUUAUGGACGUAGACAUGAUCAAGACGAACAGCUAAAGUUUUUCAACUGACCAUCACAAUGAAGAUGACAGGUGACUUUGAACUUUGAAUUUGAACAUGGCACGGUUGCUGGUGCUAGUUAGAGUGUUUAAGAAACAGUUGGCUUUGAAUCUCAUCAUAGAUGUGUAGCUGACAAAUGUGCAGCAACUGUGUGAUGGUAUGGACCAAAAUCUCUGAGGAAUGUUUCCAGCACCUUCUCGUAUCUGUGGCAACUUUGAAAGGAAGUGAGGGUACAAUCCAGUACUAGUCAGGUACCAAUCGGAAUACAUAAAGUGGCCAAUGAGAGUAUGUAUAAAAUACAAAGGCCAAAAAUGGCCGAAUGCUGGAAUAUUGAUAAUUUUGUAUGAUAUUGGGAAAAUCUUCAGAAAAUAAACAGUGAUCAUAUUACAGGAUUAAAAUCAAUGCUUUGUAAGAUCUCAAUGAAUAAAAUCCAGCUGU